AUGGAGACAGUCUACGAUAAGCUCGCAGCGUUAACUCGCGCAGCCUUUGCUUCGCUUUUCGACGGCGUGACCCCGCUUUUUAUCACCAUGGCGCAAGUCGGGUAUCAAGAGAAGAAACAACCGGAGUAUCAGACGACUGAUAGUGAGGAUGAUUCGCUGGAGAUGAUUACGGCACUCGUUGCUGAAGAUCAUGAGCAUGACAUCAAGCUGAGGACGAUGUCCUGGCAGAAGACGGCUAUCCUGCUUGCGGGCGAUCAGGUUUGUCUGGCCAUCAUGGCUCAGUCGUGGUCUCUCUCGGUCCUGGGCUGGGUUCCCGGCAUCAUCACCAUGGUCCUCUCCGGUGUUCUGUUCUGGAUUACUUCCAUCACCAUGCACAAGUUCAUCAUGAAGUACCCACAGAUCAAGGAUAUCUGUGAUUUCGGUUACUACGCUUUCGGAAAGAGCCGUGCAGCCUAUGUCUUCUCGGCGUUCAUGCUUCUGGCGAAUAACAUCCUUCUGAUCGGCUUCCACGUUCUGACCGGUGCAAAGGUGCUGAAUACACUCUCAGACCACCGCCUGUGCACGGCUGUCUUCUCCGUGAUCACGACCAUUAUGGGUAUCACGAUGUCCCUGCCGCGCACGCUGAACCACGUCAGUUCCAUGUCAAUGUUUUCUUCGGCAUGCAUGGGAACCGCUAUCCUCCUCUUCCUAGUGUUCGCGGGCAUCGAAAAGGCCCCCCUCUAUGGAUACAGCGGUAACUACCCGACUGCAGGACCCGUGAAGACAUACGCAUUCCCUCUUCCAGGUACGACAUGGGUGACAUGCAUGAAUGCAGUGCUGAACAUCACCUUCCUCUGGGUUCCCCAAAUCCUCUUCCCCACCUUUAUCGCGGAGAUGGAAAGACCUCAAGAUUUCCCCAAGGCCCUCGCCGUGCUCGCUGCAAUCUCCGCCAUCCUCUUCACCGUGCCUCCAGCCAUCGGCUUCCGCUACCUCGGUCAAUACGCAACCGCCCCCGCAUUCGGUAGUCUGGGUGUCGUCGCAUACAAGAAGGCUUCGUUCGGAUUCGUGAUCGUCCCAACGCUUAUCAUCGGCGUUAUUUACGCCAACGUCACGGCGAAGCUCAUCUACACUCGGACGAUGGGAGACUCGAAGCAUGCGCACAGCAACACGGUCAUGGGUUGGGGCGUCUGGGUUAUCGUAAUGGUCGGUAUCUGGCUCCUGGCCUUCGUCUUCUCAGAGGUGAUCCCAAGCAUGGGCGACUUCCUUUCUUUGCUGAGUGCAGCUUUCGAUUCCUUUUUCGGAUUCAUCUUCUUUGCCGUUGCAUACUGGCAGCUCAACAAGGGGAAGUUGUUCUCUGGUUUCGGGAAGACGGUAAUGAGCCUGGUGAAUGUUUUCAUUCUCCUUUGUGGACUGUUUAUUCUCGGUCCGGGGCUCUAUGCCGCUGUUGAAGCUAUCAUUGCCGAUUACUCCGGCAGUGUUACGCCUGCGUUUACUUGCGCCAAUAUGGCGCUUUAG
Molecule: messenger RNA, 1494 nt
Organism: Penicillium argentinense
Lineage: Eukaryota; Fungi; Ascomycota; Eurotiomycetes; Eurotiales; Aspergillaceae
Exons: 6
Coding region: 1-1494 (497 amino acids)
Biological process (GO): amino acid transmembrane transport
Cellular component (GO): vacuolar membrane
Molecular function (GO): amino acid transmembrane transporter activity
Source: RefSeq, a predicted model, not a curated record